AUGGGAGGAGGAUGCAAGAAGAAAACCAUCCCAUCCCAUCACCCUAGAGAAGAGAAACGCGAAGAUAAACGUCCUAAGAAGGAGCAAUCCACCAUUGGCGCUCCCAGCAAUAAUUGGCGCUCCCAUAAGUCUGGAGCAUCCGAUUACGUAAAAAACUGUCCGGAGUAUCCCCUCCGGAUACAUCAAGUCGAGGCUGUGCAAGUUUUAAAGAAGACGGGCAAUGAGGUGAAGUGGCCACCCAAGAAAGAAACUGAAGGGUGGAAAGAUCUUAAGAAGUGGUGCGACUUUCAUCAAGAUAUUGGGCACACCACUCAUGACUGCAGAGGCCUCAGGUAUGAGGGAAAAUGGAAAGUUGAUGACCCGGAAACAUUACCGCCGCCACCAUUGGCCACAUCAACUUACUGUGUAAUCUCUGGAGGGUUAGAGAUUAGAGGGCUUUCCCAUACCUCAGAUAAGAAGCAUGAGAAAGAAGCGGCGAACCUAGGCGUUAAAAUGGCACGGUUUGUAGGGACUUUCACUAACCAAGUGAUGGUCUUUGCUGAUGACGAGGCUACCCAACUAUUACAUCCGCACCAUGAUGCUUUGGUGCUUACGCUUCAGGUUGCAAACAUUAAUCUGAAGCGAAUCUUGAUUGACAACGGAAGUUCAACCAAUGUAUUGUUUUUGGCUGCGUAUAAAGAGAUGGGUCUGGAUGAGACCUUGAUACUGCGAAAGUUGACAGCACUCAUUGGGUUCAAUGGCGAGGUGAGCCAUUCAUUGGGUGAAGUUGUGUUGCCCAUUUAUGCCCCAGGAUUGAACAAGCAGACCAGGUUCUCCAUUGUAGAUUCACCUUCUGAUUAUAAUGCCAUUCUGGGACGCCCUUGGUUGCAUGCCAUAAGGGUCGUACCCUCUACUUAUCACCAAGUCCUACGCUACCCUCCAAUAGUGGUGUUAGGGAAAUCUUGGGGGAUCAGCACUCUUCUAGGAGUUGCUACAAAACCACCAUGA
This is a messenger RNA of Tripterygium wilfordii, 987 nucleotides long. RefSeq lists its product as uncharacterized. The transcript is spliced from 2 exons. The record is from RefSeq and is a predicted model, not a curated record. The coding region runs from base 1 to 987 and encodes 328 amino acids. NCBI's taxonomy places the organism in Eukaryota, Viridiplantae, Streptophyta, Magnoliopsida, Celastrales, Celastraceae.